GCAUUAUACUUUGCAACUGGGGUUUUUUCGAACAGAGGUUUUUAUUCGAAGAAAACUUUUGUGAAUCAUCCGAAAUCGCCCUUCAAGGAGAUUGUGGAAAAGAUUAUAAAAAAAAAUAAUUUUAAAAAAAUUGGAAUACUUUUAAAUUUCCGUUAAGCUUUUAAGGUGCAUUUUGAUUGAAAACUAACUAAAAAUGUUUAGUUGGCUUAGCCGAAAAGAGCAGGAAGUAGACGUGGUUGAAAAUGUAAUCGGAGAAUUGAAAAAAAUAUAUCGGCAAAAACUUUUGCCAUUAGAGGAUUUUUAUCAGUUUCAUAACUUUCAUUCACCAAAACUGGAAGACCCAGACUUUGAUGCAAAACCUAUGAUUCUGCUAGUUGGACAGUAUUCUACUGGAAAGACUACCUUUAUCCGCUAUUUGUUGGAACGGGAUUUUCCCGGUAUUCGAAUAGGCCCGGAACCCACAACGGACCGCUUUAUAGCAGUAAUGCACGACGAGAAAGAAGGUGUCAUUCCUGGAAAUGCUCUUGUUGUAGAUCCAAAAAAACAAUUUCGACCUCUAGGAAAAUAUGGCAAUGCUUUUUUAAAUAGAUUACAAUGUUCAACUGUCAAUUCUCCCGUGUUGCAAGCAAUUUCGAUUGUCGACACACCGGGAAUUUUGUCUGGAGAAAAACAACGUGUUGAUCGUGGAUAUGAUUUCACCGGUGUAUUAGAAUGGUUUGCAGAACGUGUUGAUAGAAUUAUAUUAUUGUUUGACGCCCAUAAGUUGGAUAUUUCUGAUGAAUUUAGACGUUCAAUUGAAGCAUUACGAGGACACGACGAUAAAAUCCGUAUUGUUUUAAACAAAGCAGAUAUGGUGGAUCAUCAACAGCUUAUGAGAGUUUAUGGCGCACUCAUGUGGUCUCUUGGAAAGGUUUUACAAACGCCUGAAGUAGCACGAGUUUACAUUGGAUCAUUCUGGGAUCAACCAUUACGUUAUGAUGUAAAUAGACGAUUGUUUGAAGAUGAAGAACAAGACUUGUUUCGUGAUUUGCAAUCAUUACCGAGAAACGCGGCAUUACGAAAACUAAAUGAUUUGAUAAAACGUGCUCGUUUAGCAAAAGUACAUGCAUAUAUCAUAUCUGAGCUGAAGAAAGAUAUGCCUUCAAUGUUUGGUAAAGACGGUAAAAAAAAGGAGCUCAUUAAAAACUUAGGGCAAGUUUACGACCGUAUUCAAAAAGAACAUCAGAUAAGUCCUGGUGACUUUCCAGACAUAAAAAAAAUGCAAGAAUCAUUACAAAAUUUUGAUUUUACUAAGUUCCACAGCUUGAAGCUGCCAUUACUGGAAGUAGUAGACAAAAUGCUUGAAAAUGAUAUUGCUAAAUUAAUGCAAAUGAUACCUCAAGAAGAACAACAACUUGUUUCGGAGUCACUAAUUAAAGGUGGAGCUUUUGAUGGAGUUAUAGAUGACACUGAAUCGCCCUUUGGAUAUAAAAAAGGUGAAGGCAUUGACGCAGGAUCCGGUGAAGUAGACUGGAUUUGCAACCGCGAUCGAGAGCGCACUGACAAAAUAUUUGAUACUCUUAAUCCAGUAGAUGGUAAAAUUAGUGGAGCUGCUGCUAAAUCCGAGCUUAUCAAAUCCAAAUUGCCGAAUAACGUUUUGAGUAAGAUUUGGAAAUUAGCUGACGUUGAUCAAGAUGGUUUUUUGGAUCAAGAAGAGUUUGCACUAGCAAUGCACUUGAUAAAAGUAAAAGUUGAGGGUAAUGAGCUGCCAAAUAUAUUACCUGAUCAUUUGAUUCCACCUUCAAAACGAUAAAAGAGCUUUUCGUGUUCAAUGUGGACAACAUAAAAUUUGAAAAACUAAUAUUAUGUUACAUCUAUAUUUUAAAAUAAUUUCAAUUACUGUUUUGGCUGUAAUUCCAAAACAGUCAAAAUAAAUUCAAAUCACAAAAUAUUACUUAUCUAAAUAAUCCUUCAAUUGCAUUGUAAGCAUUCAUAAACUUCCAAAUUACAUUCAAAGUUACGUUACAAAGUGCCUAUGACCAAAUAACACAUUUGCAUCAAUAGAAUAAACAAAAAUAAAUGGACUCUAAAAUUUUUGGCAAAUAAACAUACAAAAUUUAU
This is a messenger RNA of Culicoides brevitarsis, 2100 nucleotides long. It is a transcript of the gene Past1, whose product is annotated as EH domain-containing protein 3. NCBI's taxonomy places the organism in Eukaryota, Metazoa, Arthropoda, Insecta, Diptera, Ceratopogonidae. The record is from RefSeq and is a predicted model, not a curated record. Gene Ontology annotation, biological process: endocytosis; endosomal transport. Gene Ontology annotation, molecular function: GTP binding; calcium ion binding; protein binding. The transcript has 5 exons. Gene Ontology annotation, cellular component: plasma membrane; cytoplasm. Bases 194 to 1792 code for a protein of 532 amino acids.